Messenger RNA from Acyrthosiphon pisum (pea aphid), 3872 nucleotides. Its product is annotated as puratrophin-1. The record is from RefSeq and is a predicted model, not a curated record. NCBI's taxonomy places the organism in Eukaryota, Metazoa, Arthropoda, Insecta, Hemiptera, Aphididae. Gene Ontology annotation, molecular function: guanyl-nucleotide exchange factor activity.
AAUAUUAUUGUUGUUAUGAUCAAUCGUGACGCAUUGAAGCGAUUUAGAACCACCGAGAGCACCGCCACCGAAACGGAUUCGCCGAGUCCCGCGGCCGUGACGACGGCGAUGACCGCGACUGGCGCUGCGGUCGGUCAUUUCUACCGUCAGUUCUCGAAGAAGAACAACAGCAAGAAGAACGGCAGCAAGAAGAACAACGGCGGCAACAGCAGCAGCAAAAAUACACAUCGUCCGGACGCGUUGCUGGCCGAGGACGCGGCCGCCCCCGCUUCCACCGCCGAUUUGCUAUCCGCGGCCACCGACGCCAUCACCGCCGCGGCUCCGGCCACCUCCGGACCGCUGCGCCACACCGAACACGUCUCCGACCAGCCGGCCACGGCCGCCGCGAGUAACCCGCGACUCCGGCCGGCGCUCGCGGCCCAGGUCGUCGACGCGCCGCCGUGGCUGGUGGCCGACCACUUCGUCACCGAACACGUCGCUCACGAACACGUGUCCGUGGUGCCGGAACCAGAUCACGCGGACCCGGUGGCGCCGGACGACCACGCCGCGUCGUUGCUGCAGCCGGGCCCCGCGACGACCGUCUGCGGCAAAUGCCCCGCGGCCGCCUCGUCGUGCGCGCACGAAAUUCGACACAAGCCUUUUACUGUUCAACAACUCGUCGACGAGUUUAUCGGACCGUACUAUGUGAAUUACAGCGAAACACGUGCGGUUCUCGUGAGGCAAGCCAAACAAUUGCUGACUAACGUAUACCAAGGUGAUGUCGCCAACUUUCAUGGGUGUUUUUGUGUGCCAGUCAGCGAAAUUUUAAAAAAAGUUGAAGAAACGUUCAGAAAAUAUCAGUGUUGCGACGCUUGGGCAGGGUGGCCGCUCAGCCACGGUCGGCGUGGCGUGCUAACUCAUCUGGUGGCGCCGAUCGGUUGCUGCUCAGGCGGCACACCGCCGUCGGACGCGUACCUGUCGCUGGACGUGGCCAGUGCCGGACUGACGGUGAACUGGGUGGGCGCGGGCGCCCGGCUCCGGAGCCGACUGUCCACCGAUACCGCGGCCAUGCUGGCCGGUGACCUGCAACAGCUGAGCGCCACGCUCAAACACCUGGUGGCCGUGGUCGACAGGUCGGUUCACAGGGUGCCGCUCGACCGGAUACCGUACCCGUGCUACGGAUGCCAAGACCGGACGUGCCAGCCGCCGACAAGACGUUCGCAUCAGACAUUUGCCGCUGACAACGACGACCGCACAAAGGCCGCCGUACAGCAGCAAAACAACGGCGGCAGCGUGUACGACGACGCCGACAACUCUAUACCACACAUCGACUCCGACCCUGAAGACUCGUCGACUCAAGACAGAUCCGACCCGGUGGUCGACAACGACGGCAUAACAGCUAUGAUACACCACCAGAAGCAAUCACAGCAAUCCGUCAGAGUACCAAAGUCCAUUUGUGACCUAUCGGAAGACGUUCUCACGUCGGGAGUACAAUUUCCAGGAGCCGUGGACCGACAGGGUAACGCGGUGAUAUUAUGGGUCGAAGGACAGUCCGGGCAUAGUUCAGAAACCAUGUCAGACGUGAACGCGGCAGAGCUUAUUUUGUACUACGCGUCACUGAGAAACAGAAACGAAAGGAACUCGUCGUUGACCAUCUUGGUACACGAGAACAGCUGCACAAGCAUAGAAUUCGUCGAUUGUGUGCUGGAACUGAUAAAGAAUCAAGUUUCCGUGGACAAAGUGAUUUUUUGCACGAAGCGACACGCAGAAGGAAACCGUCUGAAGUACAGCCAAAUUCGGUGUUACGCCGUCAAUUCGUACAACGGUCUCCUAGAGUUCUUUGAAGACAGUCAGAUCCCGUCGGCUUGUGGUGGCCCGUACACACACAGCCAACUUGAAUGGAUUGAUUUCUAUAAGGAGUCGGAGAGGCUGACUUGUUUGAGUCAGACUGCCGGAAAUCGACUUGUAACGGCCAUUGCGGAGAUGGGAAACGUGCAACAAGAACGCAAUGCAAUAUCAAAAUUCUUGGACGACUCAGAUAUCAAAAAUUUACUUCAAGACGCCAGACAGAGCAUGGAAAUACUCGAACAGCAUGCGCGCUGGUUGAGCGAAGACAGAUUUGUGAUGUCGAGUUUCGAGGACGUGAAGAAGUUCCACAGCGAAGUCGAGGGCGCGGCAGUCCGUCUGGAAGAACUGCUAUUGCAGAAGAAAAAGAAAAUAAUGCAAGCAGCCAGAGUUAACGCUUUGGAGGCCGAAACACACGAGGUCCUCUCGUGGCUGACCAACAAAGGAGAACACGCGUUGGUUCAACAUGGCGAUUUGGCCAACAGUCUGCCGGCGAUCAGGCAACAGGAACAAGACUUCGAGAAAUUUUACUUCGUCUCCAUGCAAAAUCUCGACAAAGCUGGAGAUUUAUUGGAAGAAGCAGGCCAAUGUAGCAAUGGUACCAGUCUAAAAGAUCUGGCCAAAUCUCUGAAGCAGCAUCUGAGAGGUUUUAGUGAUCGACUUGAAGAGACUCGUGAAAGACUCGAAGACACAUCACGCUGUUUUUACUUACUCGAUAAAGCUUACGAUUGGGCUUUGGAAUGUAUGAAGUACAUAUCCGAAAAGCACGACACACGUAACGUUAAAGAAUUGCGGAGAUACUUAAUGGCACAUCCGUCUCCUACUGCUCAACACUUCUCGGAGAUGAUGAUGUUGGCAAACAAGCUCAACAAUGAUAAACUAAUCAAACAGUGCAAGGUGGCCAUGGUAAGAUGCGAAGAGACCAACGACCAACUGAAGCACCUGUUGGGACCGGAAACAUUCCCGACCAGCACUCCCCUGCCACCCAGAAGGACGUCCGCACCAGAGCACCAUGCAACAAAUGGUAACACGACAGCGGACAACCAUCAUUGUGGCUGGGUAGGCGCUACGGAAGAGAACUUUUAUUGCGAGACGGACCGGCUCGCGCUCAGUCAUAUCCCGUCCGCCAAUUGGACUUACAAUGAUGAGGAGGACGAGGAAAAACUGAGCUGCUCACACACGACUGAAGGGAGCGAUGAAAAUAAGAGUAAUGAAGAGAGUGACGACACUAAUUGUGCCGAUCUCGGUUGCAGCAAAAAUCAAAGUCUGCCGCCCUUGUCAGUCAACAGUCAUCUGCACUACAUGUCCAACCUGCAGUUGAACAUGGAUUGCGGCACGCAGACGCUAAAGUUACAAAAGACCGUCAAGCUGAUCAUGAGAGAAAUGAUACAGACCGAACGGGAUUACGUCAAGUCACUGGAAUAUGUCAUAGAGAACUACGUCCCGAUGUUGCUCAACGAAGACAUACCGCAAGCCCUGCGAGGCCAACGUAACGUCAUUUUCGGCAACAUCGAGAAGAUCUACGAGUUUCACAGCCAACACUUCCUCAAGGAGCUGGAGAGACACGAGAACUGCCCGUUGCAAGUGGGAGAGUCUUUUCUAAAGCACGAAAAGAAAUUUUACUUGUACGCGCUGUACAACAAGAACAAACCGAAUUCGGAUUCGCUGAUGUCCGAGUAUGGUUCUGCAUUCUUUAAGGCAAAACAAAUAGAACUUCGCGACCGAAUGGACUUGGCAAGCUACUUGUUGAAGCCCGUGCAGAGGAUGGGCAAGUAUGCGCUGCUGUUGCAGCAGCUCAUGAAGAUGGCCAAAGGUGACACGGAACACCUCCGGCAGGCCGAGAGCAUGGUCAGGUUCCAGUUGCGGCACGGCACGAUCUGCUGGCCAUGGACUCGCUCCGGGAGUGCGACGUCAACCUGAAGGAGCAGGGCCGACUUUUGCGGCAGAACGAGUUCCUCGUGUGGCAGGGCAAAGGCAAGAAGUGCCUGCGACAGGUGUUCCUGUUCGAGGAGCUCAUACUGUUCAGCAAGGCCAGACGAUUCCCCGAC